GUACGAAUGAUGAUUUCAAAAAGAAAGGGUAUAAAAGGGUCUUCUCUGCUGUGCAAGUUUGCUAUAUCCAGUUUCAAAGAAAUCUAAGUAUCUAUUCUCAUUUUUUUUUGGUAAAGAACUUUUUUUCAGUUUGAAUACAAAAUUUCAUAUAAAGUGAAAGUCACCAUGGGAAAUACAACCAGAAGAUCAAGACUGUCUAUCAUGAAUGGUAUUCGUUAUCCUGAAAUGUUUUCCCCAAAAUGCUUCAAGGAAGCUCUGGAAUAUAAGCCAACACCAGAAGACGUGAUCAUUUCUACAUAUCCAAAAUGUGGCACCACUUGGAUGCAAAAUGUUGUUCUCUACAUCUUGCGUAAAGGAAAAGAGCUAGAACAUCCAACCGAUUUUAUGUAUAUGGCGCCUUUCAUAGAUAUGGUUGGGUUAGAAGGUAUUCAGAAAAUGCCACGUCCAGGGGCUAUCAAAACUCAUCUACCAUAUUCCCACAUGCCAUAUUCUUCAAAAGCGAAGUAUAUUUUUGUGGCUCGAAAUCCGAAAGACUGUUGCGUUUCUCAUUACUAUCAUGUGAGAGAUGAUCCAGGAUAUGGAUUCUGGGACGCAGAGUUUAGUGAAUUCUUCGAGUUGUUCAUGGCAGGGGAAGUAGAAAAUAAUGAUUAUUUCGAUCAUCUUUUAGAUUGGUACCCUCAUCGAAACGACCCAAACGUGUUUUAUACAACAUAUGAGACAAUGAAAAAAGACAUAAAAAAUGUCGUCUUAAAACUUGCAAAGUUUCUUGGGCCAGAAUACUUAGAUGCUAUUGAGAAAGAUAAUAUCGUCUAUAAUAAUAUAAUUCUUCAUAGUGGAAUCGACUACAUGAAAAACAUGUUUGCUAAAUUAUACAAAUCAGAACGAAACGGCGUAAAUUGUCACCAAAUGCUCUAUGGGCGACAAUAUAUGUAUAAUUUUAUAAAAUCUAUGAAUCCGCCACAUGGUAUUCCGAAACGUCAGUUCAUUAGAAAAGGAAUAAUUGGAGAUUGGGAAAACCAUUUUUCUUUUUAUCAAAAAGAAAGAAUCAAUAAGAAGUUCUUUGAAAAAAUGAAAGGAACAGAAGUUUUAAAUUGGUUUCCUAUAGAAUAAAUCUAUUUAAUCAAUUUUUUUUCUAAAUUAUAUUAAAUAAAACUUUAAACGAA
Messenger RNA from Argiope bruennichi, 1163 nucleotides. RefSeq names its product sulfotransferase ssu-1-like. The transcript has 2 exons. Lineage: Eukaryota; Metazoa; Arthropoda; Arachnida; Araneae; Araneidae. Bases 166 to 1110 code for a protein of 314 amino acids. Gene Ontology annotation, biological process: sulfation. Gene Ontology annotation, molecular function: sulfotransferase activity. Gene Ontology annotation, cellular component: cytoplasm. The record is from RefSeq and is a predicted model, not a curated record.